This is a messenger RNA of Sciurus carolinensis (gray squirrel), 5574 nucleotides long. RefSeq names its product KIAA1522 ortholog (gene Nhsl3). The transcript is spliced from 7 exons. The record is from RefSeq and is a predicted model, not a curated record. Gene Ontology annotation, biological process: cell differentiation. Bases 280 to 3522 code for a protein of 1080 amino acids. NCBI's taxonomy places the organism in Eukaryota, Metazoa, Chordata, Mammalia, Rodentia, Sciuridae.
GGACCGGACCUCGCCCUCCCCGGCCCCGCGGCGGCGGGGAGGGGCAGCCGGCAGCCGCUCCCGCCCGCGGCCGCUCCCUCCUCUGCUCUUCCCUCCCGGCCGCUCCGCGCCCCGCCCGCCGCCCGGCCCGCCCUCCCUCCGCGCUCGCUCGCUCGCUCGCUCGCUCGCUCGCCUCCGCCGCCCAAACUUUUCUCCGGGCGCGUCUCCCCGGCGGCCGCCCCCGCGCAUGGGCGCCGCGCCGCAGGGGGCCUGACCCCCGCCAGGUCCUCCCGCCGCGCCAUGGCGGCCCGCGCGCCCCCCGCCGCACCUGCGGCCGAGGAGCCGGGGGGCCCGGGCGGCCCCCCGCGCAGGAAGAAGUCCCGCUCCGGCGUAUCGGGCCUCCGCCGCGCCUUCAGCUGGCUGCGGGGCAAGCGGCGCAAGAAGAAGGCGGCGGGGGCGGAGGGCGGCGAGCCGGCAGUCCCUCGGGCCAAGAAGGCUGACGACAAGGCCAAGAGGGCCAAGGGCAAAAGCCGAGGCUCUGCCAAGGCUGAGAGUGACAAACGUCAGAGUGCGGGGCCUGGCCAGGGGUCAGGGUCCAUAGUAGAUGAGCACCAGGACAAUGUCUUCUUCCCGAGUGGGCGACCGCCUCACCUGGAAGAGCUGCACACACAGGCCCAGGAGGGGCUUCGUUCCCUACAGCACCAAGAAAAACAGAAACUGAACAAAGGUGGCUGGGACCAUGGAGACACCCAGAGCAUCCAGUCCUCCAGGACUGGGCCGGAUGAAGACAGCAUAUCCUUCUGCAGCCAGACCACAUCCUACACAGCUGAGAGCUCUACGGCAGAGGACGCGCUCUCCAUCCGCUCAGAGAUGAUCCAGCGCAAAGGCUCCACCUUCAGACCCCAUGACUCAUUUCCCAAAUCAUCUGGAAAGUCAGGGCGACGUCGGCGGGAGCGUCGGAGCACUGUGCUGGGUCUCCCUCAGCAUGUACAGAAGGAACUUGGUCUGCGGAAUGAGCGUGAAGCACCAGGUACUCCUCGGCUUCCUGGUCCACAGGAUGCUGUCCGAAUCCCCACGGUGGACGGUCGUCCAGCUGGCAUGGCCUUAGGAACUGGAGUCCGGGUAUCCCUGCAAGCACUGGAGGCAGAGGCAGAGGCUGACGCCAAAACAGAGGCCAUGUUGCAGCGCCAUAUCGACCGUGUCUACCGGGAUGACACCCUUGUUGGUCGGUCCACAGGGGCCCGGCCCCCUCCAUUGACCCGGCCCAUGUCCCUAGCAGUACCUGGACUGACAGGAGGUGCAGGGCCUCCAGAGCCUCUGAGCCCAGCCAUGUCCAUCUCACCCCAGGCCACCUACUUGUCGAAGCUUAUCCCACACGCUGUGCUGCCACCCACCGUGGAUGUGGUAGCUCUGGGCCGCUGCAGCCUGCGCACGUUGAGCCGCUGCAGCCUUCUCUCUGCUAGCCCGGCCUCCGUCCGCUCCCUGGGUCGCUUUUCCUCAGUCUCCAGCCCCCAGCCCCGCAGCCGCCACCCUUCCUCUUCCAGUGACACCUGGAGCCACUCUCAGUCCUCCGAGACUGUUGUUUCUGAUGGUUCCACCCUCUCCUCAAAGGGGGGUUCUGAGGGUCAGCCAGAGGGCUCUGUGGCCAGCAGUAGCAUGGCGCCACCUCCCCAGGGGGGCAGCGGGAGGGGCUCCCCUAGUGGGGGCAGCACUGCUGAGGCCUCAGACACAGUGAGCAUUCGGAGCAGCGGGCAGUUGUCUGGCCGGAGCGUUUCCCUGCGGAAGCUGAAACGGCCUCCUCCACCUCCUCGCCGGACCUACUCCCUCCAUCAGCGGGGCUCAGAAGCACCCGAUGGGCCCUUAGGGUUGCCACCCAAGCCCGAGCGGAAGCAGCAGCCACAGCUGCCCCGGCCACCCACCACAGGUGGGUCAGAAGGGGUUGGGGCAGCACCUUGCCCACCCACCUCAGCAGGUAGUAGCUGGGUGCCUGGCUUGUCUCCUGGUGGCACCCGGCACCCCCCACGCUCCCCAGAACGGACACUUUCACCCUCUAGUGGAUACUCAAGCCAAAGUGGUACCCCGACCCUACCUCCCAAGGGUCUAGCAGGUGCCCCUGCUUCCCCAGGCAAGGCCCAGCCUCCUAAACCAGAGAGGGUCACUUCCCUUCAAUCUCCUGGGGUCUCUGUCUCCUCUUCCCUCACUUCUCUGUGUUCCUCCUCCUCUGAUCCUGCCCCUUCGGACCGCUCUGGUCCACACAUGUCCAUCCCCCUGAGUGAUAGGUUUGUCAUACCUCCUCACCCCAAGGUGCCUGCCCCCUUUUCUCCUCCUCCUUCUAAGCCCAAGAGCCUUAAACAAGCUGCCCCUACAUUGGUUCCUGGGCCUGUCUGUACCAUUGAUACUAGCUCUGAGUCCCUUCCCACUCCCCAGACAUCUCUGGCCCUAUCCCAGGAGACUCCUGUUGUCUCCAAAGAUCAGUCACCCCCACCAUCCCCACCCCCAUCUUAUCAUCCACCCCCACCACCUAAUAAGAAGCUAGAGGUGGUUGAGGAGGCCCCAUCUGCCCUAGAGUCUGCUGAGGAGCCCCUCCCAGACCCUAGCUGGCCCCCACCCCCACCUCCUACACCCGAGGAGCAGGAUCUGUCCAUGGCCGACUUUCCCCCACCUGAGGAGGCCUUUUUCUCUGUGGCUAGCCCUGAGUCUGCAGUCCCCCCUGAGCCUGUCAGCUCCCUGGCUGCUCCCCAGAGCCAGCCCCAGGGAACCCCAGACCCUCCCCCAGCCCCACCUGCCCCACCUCCAAGUAGUUCUGUCCCAGAGCUGGCCAAGCUCCCUCAGAAGGAGCCAGUAGGCUGCAACAAGAGCAGUGGGGCUUCCAGGGACGAAGCUGGUGUGCCCCUGGUCACCCCUUCACUCCUGCAGAUGGUGCGGCUGCGCUCUGUGGUCGCUCCCACAGGUGCUCCAACCUCAGCAUCAGGACUCUCAGCCCCCCAGAAGCCACUGCGAAGGGCCCUGUCAGGGCGGGCCAGUCCUGUGCCUGUCCCCUCCUCUGGGCUCCACGCUGCCGUCCUACUCAAGGCCUCCAGCCUGGCUGCCAGUGAGGACCUCGGAAGUGCCCAGCCCAAUGGACCACCUGAGGCCAGGCCACACUCUCCCCAGUCUCCUGCCUCAACAGCCAGCUUCAUCUUCUCCAAGGGCACUAAGAAGCUGCAGCUUGAACGGCCAGUCUCCCCGGAGGCCCAGGCUGACAUCCAACGGAAUCUGGUGGCUGAACUUAGAAGUAUUUCAGAGCAGCGGCCACCCCAAGCCCUGAAGAAGCCUCUGAAGGCUCCCCCACCUGUGGCCCGCAAGCCUUCUGUGGGAGUCCCCCUACCUGCUUCUCCCAGUUUUCCCCGGGCUGAGCCCAUAACUGCUCCUCCUACCAAUGGGCUCCCUCAUGCUGAGGACAGGACUAAGGGGGAGCUGGCAGAGAAUGGAGGUGUUGUGCAGCUGGUGGGCCCAGAGAAGAUGGGUCCCCCAGACUCAGACCCACAGAAAGAGCUGGUCUGACCGCACUGGCACUGCUGACCCAUCCCAGGAAUACAAUCUCUCAGGGACCUGAGCAGCUCCAAGGACGAGAGGACAGCAGACACAACCUAAGAGAGGACGCCUGCAGCCUUAACCUCCACGGCCUUUGAUAUUUAUGCAAGCCUGGUGUCGCCCGUCCUUCAGAUCACCCAGCUCUCAUGCCUUUCCCCUCACAGGACUCGCCUCCAGCAGCUGCUGCUUCAGCUUUGGCCUUAGCCUCUUCGUGAAGGAGGUAGCUGGUGGGAGUGGGUGGCUGCGCCCCCUGCUGGCCCUGAGGCCACAGAGGUGGGAGCGGAACACUUGUUUUUCCCCCAUGUCCAAAUCAUGCACAUACUGUAGUCCAGAAUCAAAGCACUUUUGCGAAGUGGCUGCAUGUCCAUUCUCCAGGGCUUGUGAAGCCACGUUCCAAGGGCCUGUUUACAUGGUGGCAGCAUCAAUCCUUGGGAGCCAGCCCAUAGCUGGGACCAAUCUGUCCCUCCUCCACAAUCUAGUUUGCUCCUUUUCUUAGUUCUUGGAGGUGGGCGAGUCACAUUCCCACAGGCUCCUCCAGGCUGGGGGCAGGAAUGGGGCUGUGGAAUUCCAAAGCACAAAAGGUGCAGUGGGGGAUAACCUUCCUGUGCCUCAGUUUACCACCAACAUCCUGCCUUCUAGCUCUGCCAGGUGCUUUAUGCAGGGGACAAGAAGUAGGAGACACCCAGACUCUUUAAAAGGGUAUGGGGAGGAAGAAGCAGAGGGCAGGUUUGUAGGCUCUCUGUUCUUAAAAGCAAAUAACAGUAGCAGGUCAUCUCAGCAGGUCCUUGGCAUGCCAAGCAUCUGCCCCUUGCUUGAAUGAUCCAGGAGGCACAGCUUCAGAGGCAGGGCCCAUGGGCUGUGUCCCUUUCAGCUUCAUAGGGAGUACUGAGACAGGAGGGGAGAUCUGGCAGUGGGAGCUUAUUUGGGCAGCAGCCCAGAUCUGGCUCUUGCACUUUAUUUUCUGACUUUUCUCUACUCUUUGGUGCAUGUCCUUGCUGCCUUUCAGCAUAAGUGAUUCCACUAGGGGAGCUGACACUGAGUGGCAAGGAUGGGAAGCCGGAGGUGCAGUCUUCAAAACCUUCCCUAGUCAGAGGGGACCCAGGUGGCCUCUGCUACUGAUCUCUCCUUCAGGAAUUUUAAUUACCUUUCUGUUUUCAGCCUAUAUGACUUAUCUAGGUAAGGUGGCUUCCUCAUUGGUCCCCUUGGCUCCACAGGUGGCCCUAGUGCCUCCCUGUAUAGCAGUGUGGCUGCCACCCAGGUCCACCCCUUCUUGAUCUUUUCUUCUCAGCAGUGACUCAGCCUGGAGCCUGGCAAGGAACCUUUUAGCUUCACCGCAGCAGUGACACACUGGCCCCUGCCACUUACCCGUGGGGACCUGGGUGAGGGGAGGGUGUGGCCCUGGGUUCCUCUGGCCUGCUCUAGGGUUUUGUUUGUUUGCCACUGUUGUCUUCUCCCUGUAGUUACAAACCAACAUCUUUCCCUUGACCUAUGGGUAAUGGGGAGCUGCUGCUGGUAUAUGUUGCACCUGCCCAGUGAGUAGGGGAAGGACAAUCAGUAAGUACUGUUCUGCUUGGAGCUUCUGAUCUAUCCUGCCCCAGGACCCAGAACCUAGGAGCGGUCAAAGCCCCAUGAACCAGGCCUCAGAACUGCUGGAGGUGGAAGGGAGCCUGACUUCUCUUCAUUCCCAUGUUACUGGAGCUCUUAUUCUCAGUUGGGCUCUUCUGAGCUUGUUCCCCCACCUGGUGGGCCAGAGCACAAAGGAGGGGGGAAUCUAGAAGAGGCAACUUUCCUUUGUUCUCUGGGGUGAAUGAGCUUGACCUCGUGCAAAUGGAGAGACCAAAAGCCUCUGAUUUUUAAUUUGCAUAAAAAUGUUAGAAGAGAGAAGUAUAUAUAUAUAUAUAUAUUUCUUUAAAUUUUUGAGUCUUUGAUAUGUCUAUACAAAUAAUCCAGUCCCUCUGCCCUGAAAAAGCUCUGUGUUUCAUUUAAAAGGUGUUAAUUAAUUAAUUAAAUGAUUGAAACUUG